Molecule: messenger RNA, 804 nt
Organism: Aphanomyces astaci
Lineage: Eukaryota; Oomycota; Saprolegniomycetes; Saprolegniales; Verrucalvaceae
Exons: 1
Coding region: 48-755 (235 amino acids)
Source: RefSeq, a predicted model, not a curated record
GUCGAGUUCAUGUUGGGAUUUUGAGCGUGGAGCUGUAGAGCAUCACCAUGGCAUCGACGGAGCCCUACAUGGAACCCUGUGUCAUCCCGACUUGGCGGUACCGCAUCGAGCCGCAAGCGUCGUCCGGGGGGGUGCUGAUCACCAUUCCGAGCAGCCGAACUGGUGUCACGCAGAUCUUGAUAUUCAUGGCAAUCUGGUGUGGCGCGGGGGGGUUCAUGACGAGUAUGGCCAUGUCCAUCGCCCCCGAAGCAGGGAUUGGACCGAUCGUGGUGACGUUGCUGGGCGCAACGAGCAUGACAGUCGGGGUGCUCUUUCGCUUGUUCGCGUCAGAAUCCAUUGCGAUCACCCCGACGGUGUUUACACACCAGUGGGGUAUGUUGGGUUUGAACCGCACCAAGCAUUACAGUAUUCAACAUAUGGGGCCACUGUUUUUGUCCAGUACGAUGGAUGCAGCAAGGCGGGGGGGGGCAUCACCACGCACGGCAAUUCGUGGGGUUCCAAUACGGGGGAACGCUGGUUCGAAUGGGGUACUUGCUUUUGCCACUGGAAGUGACUCCGUUCUUCAACGAUCUGGUGCACCAUGUCCCCGCGCAGUUGAAGCCGAUAGACCAACACCAGCCGUGCUAUCCUAUGGCUCAACCUGUAGCUCCAGUGUACGCCAUGCAAAGUGCUGCGACAGACAUAUCCAAUCAACCAACGUUCAACGACCCGCGUCGGGUCCAAAACGAUUAUUAACGUUAAGAAAAAGGGGUUGAGCAUAAGAAUGAUAAUAUGAGGGCCACGGGGUGUCCCGGAGUACGUGGA